UGUGUCCUUAUGCCUUAUAUUUAUUAUGAUGCUUUAUAUUAUUUCAUUAAAACCUAAACAUUUGGAGGAAUUUUACCCCCAAUUUUAUCAUUGGAGCAUGGACAACCAGCUAAUUGCUAUAAUCAAAUAAAUACGAAUGAAUGUAUGAAUAAAUGAAUAAAAGGUAGGAGAGCCCAAAAGCAAUUCUACGUGUUUUAAUUCCCGAGACCAAAGCUUUUCCCUUAUUUCCCUUGGAAAAUCAUUUGGUUGACUCUGGACUCAGGCUAAAUCCUGCCUCCCAAAGACCCACAGGAUGGAAACCCUGGCACAGGCCUGGCAAAUGAGGACGAAGCGUCCCCGCAGGACUGGAGUUUUUCUCAGGUUUGGAAGUAACUGGGAUCAGCUCCUUGCUGGGAGCCAUAGAUCCGGAAGGUCAGAGGAAGGUAAGGUUAGUUUCACUCCUUGAGCCUUCUCGUCUUCAGCCUUCGGUGCUGUUGGGGCACCUGGUAUUUGAGAGAGGUGGCACUCAGGGUUGGGUCUCACUUGGCAAAGCACCAGAGAUUGGUCCCCCCCCACCCCCGCCCGCAACGCUGGAGAGAGUCACAGAAGCUGGAUGGUAAACACGAGCAAAUAUUGACAGAACUGAGAGUCAGGGUAACACCAUCUGGCCCGUCUGCAGUUCAAAGGGCCUGGUCAACUGGGUUUGCAUGACACAACCAGGCAGUUUCUAAAACUGAAUUUUAAAACGGGCGGCUCAUCAGCCGCCCCUUUGUGUUUUUGCAAAAUCGCUCCCUGUACUAACUUCCUCACAGCUGUUCUUAUUUCCUUUGGUAGAAUUUUUUUUUCAUUCUUCCUAGGAAGAGAAAUCAAUACAACAUCUCCAGGAGGGAGGUGGUUGGUAUCUCCUACUUUGAUCCAAACCACGUGUUGUCUGUGUUGGGUUAAUUCCAGCCUGGGUCAAGCAACUGAUCGCAAGAUGUUUUUGCGGGUUGUGUGCUAUCUUGUGGUUGUGUGGCCGAUUUCUGCCUCAUAUGAGAACUGUCCAGAACUCCCCCCAGUGGGAUAUAGCAUAUUUGUUGCAAAGAAGGUCGAAGGACAAAUUCUGGGGACUUACUUUUGUAUCAAGGGCUACCACCUGGUAGGAGAGAAAACCUUUAUUUGCAAUGCCUCUGGGGAGUGGAAUAAUCCCACUCCCACAUGCCAAUUGGGCCACUGUCCCGACCCUGUGCUGGUGAAUGGCGAACCCAGUUUCUCAGGUCCUGUGAAUGUGAAUGACAAAGUCACUUUUAAGUGCAAUGAGAACUAUAUCCUCCAGGGCAGCAACUGGAGUCAGUGCAUGAACGACCACACCUGGAUGCCUCCCUUACCCAUCUGCAAAAGCAGAGACUGUGGCCCUCCUGGGAAUCCGGCUCAUGGCUAUUUUGAGGGAAGAGAUUUCAACUUAGGUUCGACCAUUACUUAUUACUGUGAAGACAGGUACCACUUGGUGGGCACGCGGGACCAACGGUGCGUUGAUGGGGAGUGGAGCAGUGCACUUCCAGUCUUUGUAUCUCCUGGCACAUGCUCAGUAAAUAUCUGUUCACUGUGGGAUGUUUUUGAAGAGUUGGCCUUGGCCCGAUUGUAGAAGAGGGAUCAUAAACUAUUAAUUCGUAUUUUUACAUGAGAAGUUCUCAUUCACCACCAUCAUCACAAACACCUCAUGAGGACAUGUUGGUAAGAGUUAUUGUCUCAUGGACUUUACAGAGCGAGUUUUAUAUACUCAUGUCUUAGACUUGUAUGUAUUGCUGUAAAAAGUCUCUGAAAUUCUUCUAGAUUUUAAAAAACCCUGAACAGAUCAAUUUUCAUUGAGAUCCCUUUUAUAGAUCCCUCUUUUUUUUUUUAUUACUGGGAUAACAAUAAGUAUACAUAAGCUAGAAAAAUUUAAGUGAUUCAUCACGUUGAAUACCCAGAUCAGGGACCUAAACGCUAUGCAUUAGCUUCGGAGUAUAUGGCUUCAGAGAAUCUCAGUUCUUAAGCUGUAACUUACUUGAAAAAAAAAUUU
Molecule: messenger RNA, 2020 nt
Organism: Lynx canadensis (Canada lynx)
Lineage: Eukaryota; Metazoa; Chordata; Mammalia; Carnivora; Felidae
Gene: C4BPB
Product: complement component 4 binding protein beta
Exons: 6
Coding region: 956-1603 (215 amino acids)
Source: RefSeq, a predicted model, not a curated record